Drosophila mauritiana is the source of this 5782-nucleotide messenger RNA. RefSeq names its product chromosomal serine/threonine-protein kinase JIL-1. The transcript is spliced from 8 exons. Gene Ontology annotation, molecular function: protein serine/threonine kinase activity; ATP binding. The record is from RefSeq and is a predicted model, not a curated record. The coding region runs from base 1021 to 4650 and encodes 1209 amino acids. Gene Ontology annotation, biological process: regulation of DNA-templated transcription; protein phosphorylation. Lineage: Eukaryota; Metazoa; Arthropoda; Insecta; Diptera; Drosophilidae.
CGGUAAGUGACACAAAAGCAAAGGGAAAAUUUCUACGUACGGUUCGUGUGCUGUGUGUUCAAAUUACAAAUAGCCAAUUAUCCGGCAUUAAUCGUAUUAGGGCUCUCUUGAUUUUAAUUGUAUUAUAUUAAACUAUAAUACAGAUAUUAAACCGAUCCGAUCGAGUUUAACGGAAAUCGACGCGAUUGCCAUCAAGGUGGUCCGUACCUAAUAAGUGUUCACGAAUGAGAGCAAAGCAGAUGGCGGAGAGCGUCCCGCGUUUCAAUGUGUGUGUGCGUAAACGAGUAGAAAGCGGCGGUAAAAACCUUCUCGUGUAACACAAAACAAAUUAUAAAAAACAUAUAAUCUCAAUAUCAAAACGCUACUAUAUCGUCCAUUGAAAAACAAGUACGAAGCGUACGCAGGGAAAUUGAAAAAUCCAUUGAAAAUCGAGAGCAACAGUCGCCGGAGCGGAAUCAGCGGACGAAAACAAAAACGCUUUAAAAACGCAGCCGAUACAGAAAGUGCCAGCGUGUGAGUGUGCAUAUGUGUACGUAGUUGUGGGCAAAGAGAACGUCGAAGAAUAAGAAAUUGAAAAAAAAAUAAAGACUAACUGUGGAAGUGAAAAAUGCGCGACUGAUAAAGAUUGUGAUAAUCACGGAAUAUAACAAGCAAAAAAGAAGAAUGAAAAGAAACCGCAACCAAAUUGGUUGAAUAAUAUUUAAGCCAACGCCAGUGCUGCAUAAAUCGGUGCACAUUAUCAUUGGAACGUUCAGUGUUGCACAUCGCUACCGCCGCACGCAUAAUCCAACACUCUUCCCCCUCCCCACCCAGAUCCACCCACUCACACACACUCCGAUUCGGAUUUCUUCGUCUGCAUUAUAAUAUUGCGCUUAUAUUCUUUCGCGAGCUCAACGAUGCGCCACGAUCAGUCCCUGGACCUUUUUAUUUUUUUUUGUUAAUUGCUGGAAUAUCAUCCAUUGAUUACGUGAGGAGCACGUAGAGCAUUAUUAACGGCAUCUUUGACGGAAGAAUCCAGCCAUGAGUCGCCUGCAAAAGCAAAACUACGAAAUCUUAAGCGGUACAAGUACGUCGCGUCUCAAGAAUCAUCAACAUCCCCGUGAAUCGGAGUCACUAGCCUACGACGAGCCAGAUCAAAUGGUGCGGAAUCAUCUGAAUGGCCAGCUGGUAGCCAAUGGCAAGGGCAAAACGCUUAAGAAUAGCAAUUCCGAAACGUUGACCAAUGGCAGAAAGUCCAAACUGAAUGCGGAGGGAUCCGGCUCUGGUUCUGGAAAGACCUUGAACUACAACAACAAUAACAAUAACAACAACAGCAUCAGUGUCACCAACGGUCAGUACACCAAUAGCAACAGCAAGACCACGUCAGCAUCUGCAAGGGAUUACACUUACCGCGAGACCAUAUCACCGCCCACACCUCCAUCCCCGCCCACCACUAAUGUGGCGGAUAUUGUUUGCAUAUCGGAUGCGGAGAGCGAUGAUGGGCGCUACCCCGAGCGGGAGUACUACGACCAGGACAUGGAGGAGGAUGAGCCGAACGGGAUGGAGAUCGAUGAAUCGAGCUCCAGCUUAUCCAAGGCCAAAUCCAACAAUGCAGCUGCUGCGGCGGCGGCGGCUGCAGCAGCAGCGGCAGCAGCAGCCUCGAAGGCCUCCUCGUCGACCACGCCCUCCUACGCCAUGCCCACCAGCAAUAGUACACCCCUUGAUCUGGACAAUGAGGCCCAUCAACGGGACCUGGAGGCGGUCACCGAUCUGAAAUACUACGUAAAAUUGUACAGUGAUGAGGCCGUUAGUCUGAAUGAUUUCAAAAUCAUACGCGUUCUAGGAACAGGUGCCUAUGGGCGGGUUUUCCUCGUGCGCAAGCUAACUAGACACGAUGCCGGAAAAUUGUAUGCAAUGAAGGUUCUCAAUAAGAUAACGGUGGUCCAGAAGCGAAAAACCGCGGAACACACCAAAACGGAGAGAGUGGUACUGGAGGCCAUUCAACGUAAUCCCUUCCUCGUGAGUCUGCACUACGCCUUCCAAUCCUCCUCAAAGCUUUAUCUCGUGCUGGACUUUGCCAAUGGCGGUGAGCUCUUCACGCAUCUCUACCACUCUGAGAACUUUGAGGAGUCCCGGGUGCGUGUGUACAUAGCCGAGGUGGUGCUGGCCCUGGAGCAACUGCAUCAGUUGGGGAUCAUCUAUCGAGAUAUUAAGUUGGAGAAUAUUUUGCUUGAUGGCGAGGGGCACAUUGUUCUGUCCGACUUUGGACUGUCGAAGAUCCUUACCGCGGAGAAUGAAUACCGUGCGCAUAGCUUCUGCGGCACUCUGGAGUAUAUGGCACCUGAGAUAAUCCGUACGGGUCCGCCGGGACACGACAGUGCCGUAGACUGGUGGUCGGUGGGUGUGCUCACUUUUGAGCUGCUCACCGGCGCUUCGCCAUUCGCCACGUCCGACGGCCAGGCCCAGCAGUCGGAAAUAUCGCGGCGGAUUCAGAAGGAGCAGCCGUUGAUCCCCUCAUCGUUCAGUGCCAACGCCCGCGACUUUGUGCUAAAGAUGUUGGAAAAGAAUCCAAAGCGGCGCUUAGGUGGCAACCAUCGCGAUGCCAGCGAAAUCAAGGAGCACCCCUUCUUCAACGGCAUUAACUGGCAGGAGCUGCGGACAAAGCGUCGCAAGGCUCCCUAUAAGCCCACCCUCACCGCCGAGGACGAUGUGCAGAACUUCAGCAACGAGUUUACCGACCAAGUGCCCGAGGAUCCCGAAUGCGAUGCCCCGCCCAGCCGGAUACGACUAUUUCGCGGCUACACGUAUGUGGCGCCAGAGCAUUUGGAGCAGAUGCGACGGGAUAACCACUGUCAGAUCCAAUACUGUAAUACAGGACUUCAGAAUAUACCCUGUCGGCCAGAUGAUCUUGAAUUGGGCACCCGUACUUCAAGCGGAGCCUAUGGCACUUGCCAUUUUGUGGUGGACAGCUCUACGGAUUUGGUGUUCUUGGCCAAAAUAAUACCACUAUCCAAGUUCCGCCCCUCCGAGGUCGACGCGCUGAUCUCGUGCGCUCUCGACACGACCAAUCACAAGAACAUCGUAAGCUACCAUGGAACGUUCAGGGAAAAGUGCGAGACAUGGAUCGUUAUGGAGUACCUGUCCGGCCCGGAGCUGACCGCAUCCCUCGGCAUGGAUGAGGAUUCGUGUCGGGAGAUCUUUCUGCAGCUGGUCAUGGCUGUGCGGCACAUACACUCCAAGCACUUUAUACACGGUGACCUGAAGCCGGAGAACAUAAUGUUCGAGAACGGAGAGGAUAGGACUGUCAAAGUGAUCGAUUUUGGCAGCGCAUGUUAUAAUAAUCACUUUAAGAGCUGGAAGGACAAGCCGCGUUACACGCUGGACUAUGCUCCGCCUGAAAUGCUCGCGGAUGCGAAUCUCGUCACUUAUUCGCCAGCCGUGGAUAUAUACGGUCUUGGGGCCACGCUGUAUACCAUGCUGGUGGGUCAUCGGCCGUACAGACAGAACGAAGACGAUGUGGAUCACUCCGCAGCGGCCCAUCACGAGCUUCGCAAGCGAAUGCGCCGGGAAACGUUUAAUCAGCGUUCUGUGCGCUGGGAAAGUGCAAGUCCUGCGUUCCGACAUUUGGUUAGCUGGUGUCUGCAGCGGGAUCCGGCUGAUCGGCCCACAGUGUCAGAUAUUCUCGACAGCGAGUGGCUGCAAUACGGCUCAAAUGAUCCGGACGUGGAUAUCAUAAUGCCGCAACAGAUGGUUGUGGACCUCAGCGAAGACACUAUGGAGCAACCGACGGCAGGUAUGUUAGACGAUCAGGAACAAAUGGAAUUCACGCACGAUAAGUCGACGGAGGAUGAGGGCAUAACCCUAGUCAGCGAGCCCAUGGAAGCUACUGUCGCGACUCAAGAAUCUUGGAAAAAUGCAGCCGCAUUUUCGUCGGCAGUUGCUCCAACCGACGACGAGAUAGUGCACGAACGAUUUGACCCGGCAUUUGAGGUCCAAGCGGACUUCUACGGUUUCGACGAGUAUGAGCCGCCUCUGCCUCUUCCCGAGGAGUACUACUCCGAACUACCUCUGCCUGAGGAGGACCGGCAGUACAUGCCACCUCCAGCAGCUCCGAUUCCUGUUGAACCAGAAACGACCUUCCGACGGCCAAGAACGCGCCAGCAACGUCGCACUGAGAGCCAGAUAAUACAACCUGUUUCCCUCGCUACUCAUGAGGACAGCAAGGCGUCCCUGCGCGUACUAAUGCAGCAGCUGCCGCCGCCAGGUGACAAUACGGUCAAUACGGUAGCACGCAUUCCGAAGAGAACCCAGCGAGUCGUACGUACAUUGCCUCCGUCCUUUGGAACCACCAAGCGAGAUGAGAAUUUCAAUGGAUUUAGUAAGACAGCAAUAUCGUGGCGAAAGACUCGGGCCAGCUGGCGUCACUUCUGUCUGCUUAUCAAUGGUGUGCAGCAGGUGCUUAAGAUUCGGUUCAAAAAGGCGCGUCGCGUCUACUGCCUGCCCCAUAUAAAAGAGGAGAAACUUGAUCAUGCGUACGAAAAACCGCUGACGUUCCCGCGGCCCAAGGCGCAACUGAAGCGCACCAAGCGGGAGCCCAAGGUGCCGCGGCCACCGACACGAGUGCAGCCGGAGAGGGCGCGGGCGCUGCGCCAACUUUAUCAGUUCCAAUGACAUGAGGAUGACGACGGCGAUGAUGUGGAGGUGGUGGAAACCAAGGAGGAGCCGCUUAACGAGGGAGUGGAGCAACUGCGAGCGGUGCUGCAGUGGGAGGGCGACUUCAGAAGGCCACGGAUGUACAGCUGACCACACACAUCGACCCAAUGGCCCAUUCAGGACAACGACAACCAGACGCCGGCCAAAACAGAGGGUGAAGAACCAGCGGGUUUCAGCGACCCGCAAGAAACCCACUAGCCCCCCUCACUGAGGGGGAAGGAUCCGCAAGACGCACCAAAGAUCCUGUCAAUACAGUUUUUCAAGUUUGUUAUUCAUUAGGUUAAGAUUCAGAACUCAUUUCGCUUAUUGUUUUUUCAAUCACGAAAAACGAAAACCAACUUAACGUGUACAUCUUUAGAAGGACGGUCGGUGUAUUCAAUAUGCAAUUUGUUGUGCUAGUUAAUUAUUUGAAUAGCUUAAAUGUAAAAAGUCAGACACAAAAACGGGAAUAUAACAAAGGCAACUUUUGCAUUGAUCUUAGUGCGAUUAAGACAUACAAAAAUAAAUACCGACAACAACCAACUAAUAUGAUAAUAAGAUUUGCAAUUAGUUUAGUGCAAAAUUAGGCUUAAGACAAAAUUGAGAAAGAUAUUCUUACGGCCCCUUAUAUACACCCCACACACAGUUUGCUUUAAGUUGUGCUUUAUGUUAAGUUAUAUACUUUAUUCUAAACUGUCCCUGAACUAACUAAGAAAUACUUCCAAGCAUGUAUUGCCAAAUUCAAUAGGAAUUAGCUAACCCAUUUAAUUUGAAUUGUGCUUGGAAAUGUUACCUAAUUGCAUUCAAAUCAUUUCAGUUAAAACUAUCGGGAUAAAGAAGGAUCGCCCGAAGAGCCAUUUGCACAUGAAAUUGCGAAGUUCUUUUUUGAGAUCGUGUUCGAAAAUAAAGCGUUUUUCGCACACAAAACUCAACUAUUGGGAAUCGUGAAUAGUCGUAGACAUUUGUUAAUGGCAAACCAAGAUUUAAUUGUUUUGUUAAGUAUUUUUGAUUGUAUAUUUUUUAAUUUUUUGCGAAACCUGUAUCUAAAUAAGAUAAAGCAAUGGAUAGCGAUGAAAUCUAAAUAAAAUUUAAACAAUUACAUUAUAUUAAA